This is a messenger RNA of Plasmodium cynomolgi strain B, 2766 nucleotides long. Its product is annotated as FAD binding domain containing protein. The record is from RefSeq and is a predicted model, not a curated record. Gene Ontology annotation, molecular function: FAD binding. Lineage: Eukaryota; Apicomplexa; Aconoidasida; Haemosporida; Plasmodiidae. The transcript is spliced from 2 exons. The coding region runs from base 1 to 2766 and encodes 921 amino acids.
AUGAAGGCCAGGAAAACCUUCGUGCUAGUCAUCGGGGGGGGUCCCACGGGGAUCACGACGGGGAUGUACCUACAGAAGCACAGAAUACCACACAUACUAAUUGAGAAAGAUAAACACAUCGAAAAGGUACCCAAAGCGCACUAUUACAACAACCAAACGAUGGAAGCAUGGAGAGGGAUCUUCCAUCUAGAUAAGUGUUUCCUAAACGAAACGGAGGACAUCAGCUUGUGGAAAACCUUUCAAUAUGGAUUAAGUUUGAACAAGGACAAAACCUUGUGCAAGUAUGAUAACUUUAGGGAUAAAUACAUGUAUAGGAAUACGUACUAUGAGGACAUUAGCCCUUCCAAGGUCACCCAUUUGUCACAGUACAAACUGUUGGGUAUCCUCUACAGCUACUAUUUCAGCCAAAUCAAAUGUGACCCCCGUCAAAAGAGGGCAUUUUUAAAAAACAUAAGGUUGAAGUUUUCCACGCACCGAUUGUUGAGGUACAUUUGUGGCCACAGUAGGUUGGGAGAAGAGACAGACCAAGCGGUAGGCGCGGACAAAGCGAUAGAUAAGGGAGCAUCUGAGGGGACGGAUAAAGACGUCACAGGAGAAGCACUUUGUGAAGAAGCAGUUUAUAAAAAUUAUUUCGCCUACGACCCGUCCGAAUUCCUGAUAGGAUACGAAUUUGUCAAUUUCGGGAACAUCCCAGAGGGGGGGAAUUCUUGCCAUCUCGGGGGCGUUGUGACUCGAGUUAGGAAUCUACACAACAACGAAGAAGAAGUGAUCCUAAGUAACUACGUUUUCGUGUGUGAGGGGGGAAAAAGUAGCAUAAAAAAAAGCCUAAGGAUAAAUGACGAAAAUAGGAAGGACUACAUGAAAUUUAUAAAUAUCCACUUUCAGUCUUUGCGUCUGAGCGAUAUAGUCAAGUGCAACCCAUCCAUGUUGUACUUUUUAUUUAGCGAAUACAUAGGGGUGUUAGUUUCACACAAUUACAAACAGGGAGACUUCGUUUUACACAUCCCGUACAUAACGGAGAGGGAAGCAGAAAUUUAUAACCACAGAAGUAAGUGCCUAGAAAUGAUAAACAAGCUGACUGAUUUCGAGCUGCAGGAUGUGUGUAUUCAUAAUGUGUAUAAAUGGACCAUGCAUAGCUCCAUUGCUUCCACAUUUAUCGACAAAAAAACCAAGAGGAUUGUGUUGCUGGGGGAUGCGGCUCACAAAUUGCCCCCGUCAGGAGGGUUUGGUUUAAACUUAGGAAUUGGCGAUGUGAUAAACAUGGUGUGGAAAACUAUUCGAAUUUAUAAGUUAAAAAAAAAAAAAUUUCUUGACAACAUAAGGAAGGUGCCCGAGUUCAGUAGUGCCCACCGAGAUGAAACCCCCGAAUCGGAUGCGGAGACUGCCCUGUUCCUUGGACUUAACAAAUUAACUCUCCCUUUUAACAUGUUGAACAGAUUGGAAAAAAAACAAAUAGAGAAUUACAUCGAGUCGUAUAAUAUUGAGAGGAAGUUGGUGGCUAAUUACACCAUACACCAUGCUGUUAGAAAUUACGAAAAAGGAAAUAACGUACCAAGUUUGCUAGGAUAUAAUCACAACUGUUUUGUAAGAUAUGUAAGCUCCUGUAGGGUUAACUCCAUUCAGAGGUCACUCUUGUUUUAUUACCUACUUGCAAAUGCUAAAGGACUCUUAAGAUUUAUUAACAACCUUCCCUACAUUUUCGAAUUCAAUCGAGCACGAGCAGAAUAUUUUGUUCAAAAUGAGCGGAAGAAUAUUCUCUCUUUGCUGUACCCUGGUGUGGACUUCGGCUAUUCUUACAUAGAUACCAUGUGCAAUGUUGGAGAGGUGGAAGAGGAGGCCGAUCUGGGGAGGGGAGAAAAAGGGGGAGACACACAUGCUGCCGCAGGCAAUCCCAGUGAGCGCGGCGAUUUUGGCGAACUUGGCGAACGUGAAGAGAGUGGGCAACGGUACGAUGGGCAUCAGGACAAGCAGCACCACAAGCAGCACCACAAGCAGCAGCACAAACAGCAGCACAAACAGCAGCACAAACAGCAGCACAAACAGCAGCACAAACAGCAGCACAAACAGCAGCAGCACAGUGACGAGGGUGGCGCCCCCCCAAAGUACAACAUUUUCGAAAAGCAGAAUGAAAAGGUACCCAAAUUGAAAAUAUGCAAAAAUAUAUACGAUCACCAAAUGAGCAACGUAGUGGGGGCCAAAAUCCCCCAUUUUAAUCUGUAUACAUUUGACGCGAAAUGUAUUUACAAAAUAUCGACAGUGGAUCUACCCAUAUUUAACAACCCGUCGUUAUCCGUUUUAAUCAUCCUAUUUAAUGAUACAACUUUAAAUGACAUGACCCACUUUUUGGACGCACAUAAUAUACCAAGGGAUAAAUUUUCCUUCUGCUUAUGGGACUCCAACGUUGUGGUAAGCAAAAAUGCGGAGGACCAAUCCGUUCGAAUUUUAAAACGGAACGAUUCUGCGAUGGUAGAUAAUGAUGACUCCUCUGGUAUGAGUGUAACUUUAAGUGACUAUGUCCUCUUUCCAAAAUGCGAUUAUAAUUUAGUGGGAGACGCCAGAAAUGUGCAGCAUAUACACAUGGAUGUGAAGGAGUACAACGUGAGCUACGUGUUCACGGCGGACAUAAUACGGGACUUGUUUUUUGAUACCCUCAUGUUGAAGUCGGAUAAUUCAUUCGUAAUUUUAAGACCCGAUCGGCAUAUCAUAUCGGUUGGGGAAGGCAACUGGGCGGAUCACCUACGGGAUGUGAACGAGCUGUACAUUUGA